UUUGUGUGAAACGCUCGUACAUCGCAAAUUUUUGUGAAGGAAAAGAAAGCAAAAAAUAAUUAAUAAAAAAUGUCUAUUUUACCGUUAUUGAAUAUGGCUCGCGAGCUGGAUAAUGAAUAUCGCAGUUUGGGCGAUUGGGAGAACUAUUUGGAUCAUGACUUUGGUUUUGGCGUCCAUCCAGUGGAUCUCUUCCAUCGUCCGCGUCUCCUGAUGCACCAACAUGGUGGCGGAAAUCGUCGCCGCUUUUUGCCAUACGAUCGUUGCCACCAUCUUGCCACAGCAAUGCCACAACACGUUUUGGCUCGUCGCUCUGGUGCAUCAUCGGGUCAGAAUUCGCUGCUCCCGGCCGUAGGAAAAGAUGGCUUUCAGGUGUGCAUGGAUGUGUCGCAAUUCAAGCCAAACGAAUUAACAGUCAAGGUCGUGGACAAGACAAUUGUUGUGGAGGGCAAGCAUGAGGAGCGCGAGGAUGGUCAUGGCAUGAUUCAGCGCCAUUUUGUGCGCAAAUACACCUUGCCCAAGGACUACGAUCCCAAUGAUGUGGUCUCCACUGUCUCUUCGGAUGGCGUGCUGACGCUGAAGGCUCCGCCACCCCCCAACAAGGCGCUCACCCAGAAGGAACGUGUCAUCCAGAUUCAACAAACCGGUCCUGCUCAUUUGAGCGUCAAGCCACCAGAGGGCACAGCUGCUGCCGAUGGCAAAAACGAGAAUGGCGCUACUGAGAAAAUGGAGACUGGCAAGUAAAAUGUUCGCACGUAGGAUUCGGAGUUGCUGCAGCGCAGCUCGGAGAGGGGAAGACUAAAAAGAUGCUGUGCGUUUUAAACUGCCUCGUCGACCAAAAGCACAUACACAAACACAUUCAUACUUAUUUACAACACAAACACACACAUUCAUACUUAUUCACAACACAAACAUGAAUACACACACAUUAGUAUUCCCUACACUUUUCAUCAACACACUUUGAUUCUCGAUCAUCGCAGCACUUUAGUUUGUAAGGCACUACUUUAAAUAGAAUUUGAAGUCAAAUAUGGAAAUUUAAAUAUUGUAAUAAGUGGAAU
This is a messenger RNA of Scaptodrosophila lebanonensis, 1055 nucleotides long. It is a transcript of the gene Hsp27, whose product is annotated as heat shock protein 27. The transcript has a single exon. Gene Ontology annotation, molecular function: protein folding chaperone. The record is from RefSeq and is a predicted model, not a curated record. The coding region runs from base 70 to 741 and encodes 223 amino acids. Gene Ontology annotation, biological process: protein refolding; response to heat. Lineage: Eukaryota; Metazoa; Arthropoda; Insecta; Diptera; Drosophilidae.